AUGCCUCUCAUAGUCGUCCCAGCAACAGAAGAAGACCUCCCUCGCUCCAUGGCCAUCGAAAGACGAGCCUACGGUCCCAACCCGACCACCCCCAUCCUCUUCCCCGGAGGCGGCCUCAGCCCCGAGACCCGCGCCGCCCAGAUGCUGGCCCGCAAGAGGGAGGAUCCAGCCUGCACGUGGGUCAAGGUCGUCGACGCAGACUUGGAGGCCAAGGGCGAGGAGAGCAUGAUUGCGUUUUCGCAGUGGUACGUCUACUCGGGCGACGUGAAACCGAGUCGCGCCCAGAGGUGGUGGGGGCUGCCUGGCACCAACCCGGAGGCGUGUGAAGCCUUUUUCGGGGAGAUGGAUCGCAGGUGGUGGGAUCGGUUCGAGGGCAAGUCUCAUGUUUACCUCAAACUCCUUCAUACCGACCCCGACCACCAAAGACGGGGCGCCGGCGGCAUGCUUCUCAAAUGGGGCACCGCCGAGGCCGACAGGCUGGGCCUCGUCUCGUACCUCGAGGCUUCCGAGGAGGGCCGCCCGCUGUAUGAAAAGUACGGCUUCAAGGAGGUGGGCCGGAUCGUUGUCGACCUGUCGAAAUGGGGCGGCACGGAGCCGGCGACGGCGUAUCUGAUGCUUCGCGAGCCGGUGCUCAACUGA
Molecule: messenger RNA, 639 nt
Organism: Trichoderma citrinoviride
Lineage: Eukaryota; Fungi; Ascomycota; Sordariomycetes; Hypocreales; Hypocreaceae
Product: acyl-CoA N-acyltransferase
Exons: 2
Coding region: 1-639 (212 amino acids)
Molecular function (GO): acyltransferase activity, transferring groups other than amino-acyl groups
Source: RefSeq, a predicted model, not a curated record